Molecule: messenger RNA, 1707 nt
Organism: Bipolaris victoriae FI3
Lineage: Eukaryota; Fungi; Ascomycota; Dothideomycetes; Pleosporales; Pleosporaceae
Exons: 2
Coding region: 1-1707 (568 amino acids)
Biological process (GO): regulation of DNA-templated transcription
Molecular function (GO): zinc ion binding; DNA-binding transcription factor activity, RNA polymerase II-specific
Source: RefSeq, a predicted model, not a curated record
AUGUUACAGGAGCUUACUAACGUACCCCUGAUACAACCAGCACCGCCUGUGUCUACAACAUCUAUCCUGCAUACUGCAAGUACCGGGAGGGCGCGGAAGAAAUCAAGGUCGGGAUGUGGGACGUGCAAAGCACGCAAAGUAAAAUGUGACGAGACAAAGCCAGUCUGCAAUCGCUGUCUCAGUACUGGCCGGACUUGUGAUGGCUACGGUGCCCAGGGAGGAGGAGGAAAUACUUAUCUUGAUCGAUAUGGCCGUCGUUCCCAACCAACUACGACUUCCUCAGAAGUUCAGCUUUCAAAACCUUUGGCAAAGUCUUUUCCAUCAGACGAGUUACGCUACCUUGAGCUGUACAAACAGCGCGUAUCAUGGACGUCGUCAGGCUGGUUUGGGUAUCCCUUCUGGCACGCAACUGUUAUCCCAGCCCUUGCCUCUGAACCGGCUAUCAUGCAUGCUGUCAUUGCGCUGAGUGCUGCACACGAGUGUAAUUUUAUUCCAGGCCAGAGUAUCGACACGAGAGAGAAAUUCGUUCUCAAGCAGUACAGCCAGGCGAUUUCCGCCUUACAGCCGAUGCUGGCGAGGACCAGUGAUACACAGGAUGUCGCUGUAGUACUGGUAACAUGCAUGCUAUUUACAUUCCUGGAGUACCUAAGAGGGCGCCACGAAAUCGCCGAGACCCAUUUGAAGAACGGAAUCAAGUUACUAGGCGACGGCCGUGUCCCGCGCUCCAGCGUCAUGGAACAAAGCAUUGUCCGCAGCUUCGCCGCCCUCGUCACGCAAAGAACCCUCUUCGGCUCCGACUUCCACCUCUCCAACCCAGACAUCUUCCCACACUCGCUACACACCCUGAACUUACAAAACUCCAUCUUCGCAAGUCCCGAAGCCGCAAAAGACGCCUUAGACACUAUCCUCCGCCGCAUAACCCACGCAGAGCACCUCUUCCAAACCUCCCAAUCCCACCAGUCCCCCCCUUGCUUCGAAAAAACCCAAUCCCACCUCCUUACCCUACUGGAUUCCUGGCAUGAAACAUACAACCGCACCCAAGCCCACCUGAACUCCUGUCCGCCAGACAAAGACACACCGGCCUUUGGAUCGCACCCCGGAUCCUCGCGCACACCCCUCUCCUACACCCUCCUCCUCAUGUCCCACAGCAGCGCCCAAAUCCGAACGCACACCCUCCUCUCCACCUCCCCCUUAUCCUACGCCGCCCACACGCCCCUCUUCCACCGCAUCCUCUCCUGCGCCCGCACCAUCCACAUCGCCUACAGCUUCGCCGUCAAGAUCCCCCAAAACGUAAACUUUGAAAAUUCAAUCUGCGAAUCCGGUGUCGUUGCUUCCCUCUUUUAUACUGGAAUCAAAUGCCGCGUUCGCUGUUUGCGGCGCUACGCGCAUGCGUCGUUGAAGGCGGUGCCGCGCAUGGAGGGGUGCUGGGAUAGUCCUGUUGUGGCGAAUGUGGUGGAGAGGGUUAUGGGUAUGGAGGAUGUGGGCGUGUGGGAUGGAAGUAAGGAAGAAGAAAAGGAUUUGACGACACUCCCGAAGUUGGAGGUUGUGGAGGAGGCGGAGAGAGGGGUCGUGGUGCAGGAGGAGAAGCUGUUUCGGAGUGUAAAGGUGGAGAUGAGGGGGGAGGGGGGUAGGGCGGAGGUUAGGUGUGAGAGGGUUGGUGGGGAUGGAGAGGUUGAGGUUGUGGUGUUUGAGGUUAGAAAUAAAUGA